AGCCAGUUUGGCUGAAGGGUCGUUCUCGGACCAACCCCACAGCGCACGCAGCACAGACCAGGCACCACCACACCCUGAAGACGGCGAGAUCCGCCCCCCCGCCAUGAAGCCUCGCCUCGGUGGGUGCGCCGCGGCGGCGGCGGCCUGCCUCGCGCUCGCCGCGUGGAGCGGCCGGGCCUUCGCGGCCGCGGGCGCCGGCGCGGGGACUACGCGCCCGCAGGCCGCGGCGCUGCCGCGCGGCAGCCUCGCGGCCUCCAAGGGCGGAGCGCCCGCGGCGGCCGCGGCGGCCCCGGCGAGCAGCGCCUGGAGCGCCCGCGGCGCGCCGCCGGGGCGCUGCUGGCCGCGGCCCUCGCCGCGCGCGGCCGCGGCGGGGCGCCGCCCGGCCGGCAGGCGGCGCGGGCCAGCGGCGCGCGGUGGUGCGCCUCGCGCGGGCGGCCGGCCGCGGCCGGCCCUCCCGGCCCCGCCGCCGCGGGCCGCGGCCCCGGCGCCCGCGCCGGCGGCGGCGGCGGCGGCGUGCCUCGCCCGCGACCUCGCGCCCCUCCGCAGCUCGGAGGCGCCCACGGCGGCCUCCGCGGUGGCGCCCGGCGCCGAGGCUGCGGCCGCGGCGGCGAGCGCGCCGCGCGCGGUCGGGUCCGUGCGCGCGCCGCGCGCUGAGCCGGCGCGGCUUGUAGGCGGUGUGCGCACGUCCCAGGGCCGGGCUCCGCGUCGGAGUGCCCACGCCGCCCGCGGCGUGCGCCGGCGCGCGGGCGCGAGGCUGUCUCCGUGCCAGAUGGCGGAGCCUGUCGUGGUGCCGUACGACCCGAGCCGCGUCCGCACGCAGGUGCAGCUCGGGCUCUGCGCCCUGCAGGGUGCGCAGCCGCACGCCGCGCGCUCGAAGACCCCGUACGCGAACGGCCGCAUCAGCUACUCCGCAGAAUUCCUAUCAAACUACGUAAGCUUAAGAAGUAUGAUCAUGAGAAGGUGA
Messenger RNA from Prorocentrum cordatum, 964 nucleotides. The record is from the annotation of a GenBank genome assembly. NCBI's taxonomy places the organism in Eukaryota, Dinophyceae, Prorocentrales, Prorocentraceae.